AUGGCAUCAGAGAGAUCUUCAUAUCCAGUCAAGAUUGUUUUGAACAAGCAGAGGAGUAGCUCACAGUGGAGAGAAGGAGAGAUGACUGUUGAAGAGGACUCUCAACCCCAGGUGUGAUACAUCACCUUUUACAACAACAGAGACCUGACCUCUUGGAUCAAUUCUGUUCAUUUAUUAUCGAGAGUAUUUACCGCUUUUGUGUGAUUCAUGAGUAUGAAAAGCAUUAGACAUGGUGUGUCCAGAGUAAUAACCUCAGUCCCCUGUUACAGCCUACAGAUGUGGAGCAGAGAGUGGAGACUGAACCCAUACUGAUCAAAGAUGAGGAGACAGCAGAAGACGUGUGGAAGACUGACCAUCAGGAAGAGCUCAGGGUCACUGGAGAGGGUGGGUGAAACCAUAAGGGGUACUGCUCUGUCUGUCUAUGGAAGACUGUGUGGGUGUGGUGGUAUGCACGUUCCAAAUUGCUACAUUGGUGUUGGGUGUUUUAUGUUCUGGCAUAUGGAGCACACGUACACACACAGUCAGUUCUAAAGCAGUCAUGUUUUCCAACUGUUAAGGGUCUUUUGUAAUGUUUAUUUUAUGUUUAUCCCCAAAUCUUUAGAGUCUGGUUCCAAGCCUGGGAAACCACCAUCUUUUGAGCAACGGCACUGUAAUGAAGACUUCAUCACACAACCCAACAUAUCUCUCGAAGACUCAGUGGAACAUUACCCCAAUUCUGAUCAUCCAGAGGAACCAGGCACACCCCGGCUCGCGUCUACAGAGGUGUUCAGCACAGAGCAGCACCAGCCAGACAAGGACUCACUAGAGCUAGUGAUGGUGAAGGAUGAGAAAGAGGAGGAGCUGGAUCAGACCACGGCCCUGGCAGGACCUGACCAGUUUGUUAUGGAUGAGACUGAUGGGCAGCUGUGGACCUCUGUGGAUCCAGGCAGAGACGCUGACCCUGAUGGCCACCCAGAUUUCUCCUUUCAUUCCACAGAAGAGUACUCUCAGAAUAUCUCAAUUUUCCCAUCUCAUAGUGGGCUGCCAUCCGUUCCUAAUAUGACAGAUGAUGUAGGGCCAUCGCUUCACUCUUCUAUAUGGAAACCACAUGCUAACAUGUUCAGUGCAGGAUCACACAUGAAAAGACAUGUCAGGACAUUGGCUGAUGAGACUAGACAACAGAUGUCAGAUGGAGAGAGCAGCGAGAGGCUGAACUUAAAUAAUGAAGGAAAUAGUUUAGCUCUACAGCCAAUGCAGCAUCAAUACAGGGCUUCAGAAUCAACAGUGAGAAUGAGUGAAUGCAUGACAGGGUCAAACAUGGCCACCACCUCCACCUUCUCUGGAUACAGCCUGAGUCGCAGUAGUUUUAACAUGGUGAAGAGAAUGAGGACUCAGUGGAGGUCGGGCGGCACCACCGAGAGGCGUUUCAGCUGCACCUUCUGUGGGAAGAGCUUCCAGCGUUUCAGCGAGCUCAAAGUACACCUCCGGAGUCACACCGGAGAGAAACCGUACACCUGCGAACAGUGUGGCAGGAGUUUCACCCAGCAGUGCAACCUGAUCAGACAUGCUCUGGUCCACACCGGGGAGAAGCCCUAUGAGUGCACACAGUGUGGGAAAUGCUUCACCCAGCGCUCCAAAAUGAAGUCACAUCAGAGAACUCACAUAGGAGAGAGUCCAGUGACUCAAUAUGUGGUACCUACAUACCCUGGGGAUCCACACACAAGUGUAAUGUUGUCUCAGAACAGAUGGAACAAAUAGUUCAUAAUUACAUAGUUUUUUUCUAUAACACUUUCUAUGUGAAAAUGUGGUACAGAAGGUAUUUUAAGACAUUUUGACCAGCUUUUUCAUCCAAUUGAUUUGUGAAAUGGUUUUCAUGUUUGACUGUUGACUGCUACUCGUUUUCAUUGGUGGUCCUCUGUAGCUCAACUGGUAGAGCACGGCGCUUGUAACGCCAAGGUAGUGGGUUCGAUCCCCGGGACCACCCAUACACAAAAAUGUAUGCACGCAUGACUGUAAGUCGCUUUGGAUAAAAGCGUCUGCUAAAUGGCACAUUAUUAUUAUUAUUAUUAUUAUUAUUAUAAGAACUUAUUUACAACUGGUAACAUUGUGUAUUUGUACCACAAAAUCAUCAAACAUGUUAUAUUCAAUAAAAUUGAGUUCAUGAAAGAGUCAAUCUGCGCUUUUAGAUCAAUAAUAUAUAGGAUCCAUUUAGUAUGUGUUGUCUAGUUAGUGUUUGACUAUCUGUGAUGUCACUUCUUGCCACAAGGGACAGUCAUAUCAGGUCAGGUUGAUAACUCAAUUCAACUUGAUUUUCAGAGUUCGAUUUUGAAGUUACUCUGCUGCUAUAAAAUGUUAAGUUACUGUAUGUCAUCUCAAAACUAGACAAUCAAAUAUUGUUUGUGUAAUAGGCUAUACAUGUUCAUACAACUUUACAUUUUACAUCUGGAAACUACACUUUUACUGUGUACAUUGUCUAAACUGACACCACUGGGACUGUAAAUCUGGUCAAGGAUCAUUAGAUACUGUAGAUGGCUAAAUAGAUAAGAGAAAUAGAUUAUGAUUGGUCGUUUCUAUGAUUUACUGGUUCAUUGAUUUGUCAAUCAACGGAGGCGGAGAUGAUGAGGGAGAUAUACAGAAAGAGAAACGCAAGAGAGAAAGAGAGAGUAGGAAGUCAACAGGGUAAGUUUAGGUGUUUCUUGCAUUACCGCUUGCUGCUGCUUGGUGUUCAGAGUGAAGGUAGGAACAGUCUUAACUCUAUCUUAUUUUUUGUUUUUACCUUAGUCACUCCAAAACUUGAGAGGAAUAACAGUGACAGUGUGUUAGGGGUGGGAUGGUAGGGGUCAGGGGGAUGAAGAGGUGGAGUCAGGCUCAGGCGUCAUGUUCUACGACGGGCCUGCAGUCACAACGACGUACAAUUCAAUUGACUUCCGCUGCAGUGAGAGGGCCACAAUGGCUGCGAGAGGCAGGGAGGAGAAGGCCUUUAUCGGUCACAGAGAACAGCCAGAGCUGUGGUUAGGGGUGUCAGGGUGUCCAUCAGCAUAAUCAUACACAUUGUGAUACAUAUUGUGAAUCAUAUGUAAACAAGUUGUUAUAUGAAUAAUUUAUUAACUGCACUGUUAUUCUGUGUCCUGUCUCCAGAGUUGGUAGUGUGUGGAGAUUCCAAGGGAAACGUGGUUCAAGCAGUCACCGAACGUCAACUCCUGGAGCAGCAGGAAACCUGUAAGAUCUCUCCCUUUUCCUCCCACUGUUUCAUGUAUCAGGUACGCGGUGAGUGGAAUGGAGUAUUAUAGUUUUGUGGUGACAUCACGUUCCCUGCAUACCUUCAAAAUGAUUUGGCAAUCAUAUUUUUUGGGAAAACACAGUUUCGACCAUAAAGAUUAUGUUUGACUAAAGAAAAAUGCGCCCCGUCGAACCGAUUUAAAAUGUUGUAGAUCUUUAGAAAAUGUCUCUUAUAUCUGCCGUUUCCAUUACACAUGUCGCAAUUUUUUUUUUGUUGCAACAUUGCUUUUGUCUAAUAAACCUGGGUCAAUGGAAACCUAUUGUAUACAGACACACAUGCAAUCAUAAUUCACUUACUCUCACAAAGCUACAGGUAACUGCCAAAAUAAUGGAAACACGUCAGUAAAUGAGGGACACAAAGUAUAUUGAAAGCAGUUGCUUCCACACAGGUGUGGUUCCUGUGUUAAUUAAGCAAUAAACAGUCCUCUGUAGCUCAGCUGGUAGAGCACGGCGCUUGUAACGCCAGGGUAGUGGGUUCGAUCCCCGGGACCACCCAUACACAAAAAUGUAUGCACGCAUGACUGUAAGUCGCUUUGGAUAAAAGCGUCUGCUAAGUGGCAUAUUAUUAUUAUUUAUCAUGCUUAGGGUCAUGUAUACAAAUGCUGGGCAGGACAUUAUUUUGGCUACCAUGGCUAUGCCCCCAUAGGAUGACAAUGACCCCAUCCACAGGGCACGAGUGGCCACUGAAUGGUUUGAUGAGCAUGAAAACUAUGUAAACCAUAUGCCAUGGUCAGUCACCAGAUCAGUCACCAGAUCUCAACCCAAUUAUGGGAGAUUCUGGAGCAGCGCCUGAGGCAGUGUUUUCCACCACCAUCAACAAAACAACAAUUGAUGGAAUUUCUCUUGGACGAAUGGUGUCACAUCCUUCCAAUAGAGUUCCAGACUGCAGAAUCUAUGCCAAGGUGCAUUGAAGCUGUUCUAGCUCGUGGUGGCUCAACGCCCUAUUAAGACACUUUAUAUAGUUUUUUCCUUUAUUUUGGCAGUUACCUGUAUAUCAGUACUACUGUACUGUUAUGCAUAUUCUCUCAUGCAGCUCAAUCAACACUACUUGCUAUCUUCUUCUACACACUAUCUGAUAUGCAUACUCUUUAUAUCUAAUACCUCUACUUAUAUAUGUACAUGCCUUUAAAAACCUAAGAGACUAACCUCUAAAUGUAAAUCAGCUAUAAUGCAUGUAGUAUGCAAAAGUUACUUGAAAUAUAUAAUGAAAUUAAGUUUAUUUGAAGUUUACAUGAAACUAGUUUAGCGGCUUUGUUCCCCAGCUGUGUGUCAAAUAAGUUAUAUCCCCUUUCUAUCUUUUAAUAAACACCAUACCACAUUUCCAGAAUGGUUUCAUUAGGCUGUGGAGAUGACAAUAUUUGAUAAUAUGUUUAACAAUAUUUCCUGACACCUGUGUUCAAUCAUUCAUGAAUGCAUCAUUAGACUCAUAAGGAACCAUUACUUUAAAAAAUGGUUGAAGAAAUUGUUUUUGUAUUUUACCACAGUGUGUUGUGCAUUAUCAAUGCAUAUAGCCUUUUAUGCAUUUAUAACCAUAUGAGCCACUGCACUACACUCUCCCCUGCAUGUAGCCAUAUAUAUUUACUUAAAACAGAUGACGUUUUACUAUCCAAAGUUUUAAGGUCUUCUCUUUUUAGUCAAUAGAUAUGGCGGGGUUCUGACUAGAGGGAGUACAGCUACGACCGGAAGUUACUUUUCCGUAGCAGGUUAGGAGAACUUACACAGCAGGUUAGGAUAAUUAACGUGGCAGGUUAAGAGACUUAGGUUAAGGUUAGGAAAAGGGUUAGGGUUAGCUAAAAUGCUCCCCUAACCUGCUACGAAAGUCACUUCCUGUCGUACAUCUUGUCACAACCGUUUGCAAGAUGACAAACAACAUAAAAGGAAUAAUGCCGCCAUCUUGUGGCCGGUUGGCCUAGAAAACACCCUGGUAUUUGCCUUGCCAGUGCUAAACUCUACCAAAUUUGAAGGGCUGUUGCAGUCUCAUAUUUACGGUAAUAAAUACUUACCUCACCAGUUGAACAGAAGUGGCAUUAAGAGGAUGAGUGGGGUCAGACGAGAUUGGGAUCUCCCUGUGCUGAAAAGUGGGGAGACUGUUGCAGUGAGAGAUAUGGAGAAGGCCGAAAUGUUAGCUCAGGCAUUUGUGAAGGUACACAGCUCAAAUAAUCUGACAGAAGAGGGGCAGCGGAGAACAUCCAGGGGUCCUGGAUCAGAGAGAAGUGGUGGAGAAUGCAUUGAAUGCUCCUUUUACGUUGGCUGAGAUGAAGAUAGUGAUAGCUAAAGCUGGGGUAACAUCUCCUGGGAAGGAUGAGAUGUUUUACAUCAUGAUGGCUCAUCUCAGUGACACUGCAAUGGGGAAAGUAUUGGGCCUUUACAAUAAGGUGAGGCAGGAAGGGAAACUGCCUAACAGUUCAAAGCAGGCUGUAGUGGUGCCGAUAAACCAGGGAAAGAAAGACCCUACUAGUCUAAACUAUAGGCCGAUAACGUUGGCAUUUCAUGCAUGUAAACUUUUUAUUUUGUUUUUAUUUAUUAUUAUUAUUUAUUUAUUUUUGUCAUUUAGCAGACGCUCUUAUCCAGAGCGAUCUUACAGGAGCAAUUAGGGUUAAGUGCCUUGCUCAAGGGCACAUCGACAGAUUUUUAACCUAGUCGGCUCAGGGAUUAGAACCAGCGACCUUUCGGUUACUGGCACCACGCUCUUAACCACUAAGCUACCUGCCGCCCCAAUGGAAAGGAUGAUAACGGAAAGGCUGACAUACUUUCUGGAGAGCAGAGGCCUAAUGUCACCAGAUCAAAGUGGGUUCAGGAAAGGCAGGGGAACGAUGGAUCCUGUACUGUGCCUAGAGUCAGUCAUACAGAAGGCACAGGCAAAUAAAGAGAUGGUGGGAGCUGUUUUCUUUGAUGUAGAGAAGGCCUAUAAUGUGGAAGGAAGUACUACUCAUCAAACUGGAUAUCAUGGGUUUGGAGGAAGGGUUUUUAACUGGAUAAAGGAUUUUCUUUUUGGGGCGAUCAAUACAAGUGAGGGUGGGGAUUUCUAUGUCAGAAAGUUAUGACGUAGAUAAUGGUACCGCCCCAGGGAAGUGUCAUUAGUCCUUUUGUUGUUCUCCAUUAUGAUUGACGAUUCUCCCAGGUGAGACCAGAUAUUAGGAGGUCAUUGUUUGCGGAUGCUGGGGAAGAGAGGGAGAAAUAUUCCCCAUACAUACAGCUGGGAGUGUUCAAGAAGCGAAUUUGAACAAUCCCUCAGAUGGGCUUCAAGUUCUCAGUUGAGAAAACAUACUUUUUUUUACUGCCUGAAGCUGUACGAAAAGGAAUCUUGAGAGGGUGGGAGUUUAGGUUCCUGGGGGUCUGGUUUGACACUCGAAUAACAUGGGCGGAGCAUAUUAAAAGAGUCGUUGUCAAAGAAAAUAUUGAAUGUGAUUCGUUGCCUGUCAGGAAUAGAGUGGGUGGCAGAUAGAAUGGCAUUGAAAAUGCCCUAUACACUGACUCUACAAAACAUUAGGAAAACCAAAGCUCUUUCCAUGGCAGACUGACCAGGUGAAGCCAGGUGAAAACUAUAAACCCUUAUUGAUGGCACUUGUUAAAUCCACUUUAAUCAGUGUAGCUGAAGGGGAGGAGACCGGUUAAAGAAGGAUUUUUAAGCCUUGAGACAAUUGAGACAUGGAUUGUGUAUGUGGGCCAUUCAGAGGCUGAAUGGGCAAGACAAAAUAUUUAAGUGCCUUUGUACAGGGUAUGGUAGUAGGUGCCAGGCGCACUGGUUUGAGUGUGUCAAGAACUGCAACGCUGCUGGGUUUUUUACGCUCAACAGUUUCCCUUGUGUAUCAAGAAUGGUCCACCACCCAAAGGACAUCUAGCCAACUUGACACAACUGUGGGAAGCAUUGGAGUCAACAUGGGCCAGCAUCCCUGUGGAACGCUUUCAACACCUUAUAGAGUACAUGCCCCGACGAAUUGAAGCUGUUCUGAGGGCAAAAGGGGGUGCAACUCAAUAUUAGGAAGGUGUUCCUAAUGUUUUGUACACUCAGUGUAUAGCGCUGUCAAGGUCAUCACUGGACAAUGGAAGUGUAGCAUAUGGAUCAGCAGCUCAAACAUCUUUGGAAAAGGUAGAUGUAAUCCAGGCUCAUGCCUAAGAAUAUGUUGUGGAACAAUCAGGACCUCCCUGGUGGCAGCUCUGCAGGUAGAGUGAGGAGACAUGCCGUUAAAGUUAAGACAACAGCUAGCCAUGACAUAUUGGGUAAAUCUACAAGGACUUAAGGUUACACAUCCUACAAAAAAAGGUGCUCCUAGAGUGCUGGGAACAUGAACGAAAUCUGAAUAAAAGUUUGGGGUGGAUCGGUAUGUAAUGGCAUGGUGAGAGAGAGCCCCUCAGUGGUUCUUCCUGCUAUCCCACCUUGGUUGCUUCCUCAGCCAAUAAUAGGCCUAGGGUUGCUUUAGAGGGUAAGAGCUGGAGUAGAGGAAGGAGUAUUGUAUGAGAUUUUACAGUGCUUGUAUAGUGUGAGAUAGAUGGGGGUAGUUGGAUGUUCCACUGGGAACAAGCACAUGUGGGAGUAGAGGGGAAUGAGGAGGUGGAUGUUCUCGCCAAGCAGGCACUCAAACAUCAUAAUGUUGAAAUGUAAUUGUCAAUCAGUAAAGCAGAAGCCAAGUGGUUGAUAGGAACAGUGGUUAAAAACAAAUGGCAAGAGUUGUGGAACAGGGAGGGAAAGGGAAGAUCUGAAUAAGAUCAAGGAGAAGGUGGGGGCAGGGAGGUCAUCAGGUCGAGCGAGAAGGGAGGAAAGUGUAAUCACAAGGUUGAGAAUGGGACACACAAGGCUCAACAGUUUCUGUAUAGCACUUUGUAACAUCUGCUGAUGUAAAAACGGCUUUAUAAAUAAAAUGUGAUUGAUUGAUUGAUUUAAACCGUAAGGAAAACUUCAGACUGGGAGGUGUGAUCACUGUCAGGAGGAGAUGUAGACAGCGGAACGCAUUCAAUUUCAGUGGCAGCAAUAUGGGAGGGAAAGGGAGAGAUUGUAAUUAGAUCUAAGGAGUAAUGGUGUUGAAGAGUUUUUUUCCUGUAGAUUUUCGCUCCAACCCCAGUUGUAACUGACCUGAUUCAGCUUAUCAACCAGCUAAUUAUUAGAAUUAGGUGCGCUAGAUUAGGGUUGGAGUGAAAACCUACAGGACGGUAGCUCUCCAGGAACAGGAUUGGGGAGCCCUGAUUUAGACCUUCCCUGUCUCUGUUCCACCCUCCAGUCAUUUGGUGGUGGUAAUGCGCCUUAAAGUUGGUUGCCAACCUCCAUAUAAAAUCCACAGAAGAAGAAGAUGAACGGAGUGAGCCGUGCGCCUGACAGAGUUCAGGAGGUAAAAUGGAAGUGAAUGAGGGUUAGUUAAGUGAGGUGGAAGGUGUGGUGAAAAGCUCGGGAACCCGAGCCUGGCAUCGAUGGACAUGAUAAAGAAGAAUCUGGUCCAGUAGAAGAGACAUUUGAGAAAGUGGAUCCUUCCCUUUUGGCGGAUCCAUUUGUGGUUUCAGGGUGGGUGGGAAAGGAGUUGGGUGCAGUUGAAUCAGUGAAGGUAACCUGUAGUGGACUUGUGAUAUUUGUUUGUGUUGCGGGCGCUCCAUGUCACACAACUUGGGUCAAGAUCUGUUUCUUGCUUUGCUCUAUUUCUUGCUUUGCUCUUAUUGAAAGGAGUGAUUUCUGGGGUAACUUUAAAUGUGAAGGUGGAGCAAUUGAAGUUGAAGAUUCCUGGUGUUUGUGAUGCCUGCCAUUCGGUGCGACGCAGACCCGGUGGUGCGUAUGGUGAAACAGAGGAGUCACUGUCAGUCCUUUGGAGUUUUGAGUCAGUCUUUACCCGACAAAGGAUAUAGGAUAUAUCAGUUAUCCUGUUAGAGCUUUUGUGCAAAAUCCACUGCGCUUUUUCAGGUGCAACGUUUAUGGUCAUGUCGCAGCAGUUUGUAAGAGGGAGAUUCUAAGAUGUGGGAAGUGUACAGGAGGGCAUUGGAUAGAGGAUUGUGUAGUUUCGGUGGAUAUAGUUGUGUGUGUCAACUUGUAGGGGUGCCCAUGGUACUGGGGAUCGGAAGUGUGCGGUGCGAGAGAGGCAGGUUGAGGUUGCUAGAGUCAGAGUAGUGCAUUAGGUGUCGUAUGCGGAGACGGUGAAGUAAGUAGAGGAGGAUGGGUCAAGGGAGAGGGAUCCUGAGAGGAUCCCUGAGAAUAGUAGAUAUAUGUACUCAGUUGUCAUACUUGAGUAAAAGUAAAGAUAUCUUAAUAGAAAAUGACUCAAGUAAAAGUGAAAGUCACCCAGUAAAAUACUACUUGAGUAAAAGUCUAAAAGUAUUUGGUUUUAAAUAUCAAAGUAUCAAAAGUACAUGGAAUUGCUAAAUAUCAAAAAAAUCAUUUCAACUUCCUUAUAUUAAGCAAACCAGAAGGCACAAUUGUUUUAUUUUGUUUUAUUGACGAAUAGCCAGGGCACUCUCCAACACUCAGACAUAAUUUACAAACGAAGCAUUUGUGUUUAGUGAGUCCGCCAGAUCAGAGGCAGUAGGGAUGACCAGGGAUGUUCUCUUGAUAAGUGUGUGAAUUGGACCAUUUUCCUGUCAAAAUGUAAUGAGUACUUUUGGGUGUCAGGGAAUAUGUAUGGAGUAAAAAGUACAUUAUUUUCUGUAGGAAUGUAGUGAAGUAAAAGUAAAAGUAGCCAAAAAUAUAAAUAGUAAAGUGCAGAUACACAAACAAACGACUUAAGUAGUACUUUAAAGUAUUUUUACUGAAUUACUUUACACCACUAAUGCCAGCACAGAAGGAUAGGCCAAUGAGUGAUAUAUCCUUCAGUAAGGUUGGCUUCUUAGCGUUCAUAGCAAUGGCUAUCAACUGUACAGCAUAAAUGGAACGUAAAGCUGCAGAGAAGUGUUUGGGUUUAUGAGAUUUGACUUUGGAAGACUUACAGGGUGUGUUGAGUGGUGGUGUCCCAUCCUCCCAGGCCGCUGGCAUGGUGCAGGAGCAGAUAGGGUCAAAAUAGUGGAAUAGGGUAGUGGGUUUUUAUUGAGUGUAGGAUUAGUUGGAUGGGUGUUUAAAAAGAAUAUAUCAUUGGUUUUGUUUAGUUUAGUUUUUUUCCUUUUCCCCUUUUCACAUUUUGUAUCACAAAGUAUAAUAGAUGUAUAUUGUAGUCCAGUUGGGGGCGGUAAUGCAAUUUAUUGGAUGCCAACCGCGGUUAAACGCCGAAGAUAAUGAUGAUGAUGAUGAUGAAGAAGAAGAACGGAAGCGCGAUUGCGCACGCAUCUCCGACUUGAAACAUGGUUGGCAUUUAUCAACAUCGUUUGCCUAAAUCGAUCUCUUACAAAUGCCAAAUUGGGCCAAUAUCAACGUUUGCCAUAGUGUGAGAACUUGAAAUAAACGGAUUAUUUAUUGCACAUUGGCUAGCUAGAAAAUUGUAACAUUUACUUAAUCACACCGAAUAAAUACUGGGCUGGACAAGAUGGCCAGCUGCAAUUUUCAGGAGCAGUUUGUAUCCAUAAUGGAGGUAUUAGCUAAAGCAGCUGUAGCAGAAAUAAACAACCGUGUAGAUGAUAGCUGUGCAGUUAUACGUUUGGAAAUUACCCAAAGCCAGCGAGAUAUUGAUGUACUGAAAAGGAAGUGUCAAAUGAUGGAGAGCGAGCUGAAGAAGACGCGCAGACGAAAGGGUAGUUGAUGUGUUAUUAUUCAUGAAAAAUUGAUUGCAUAUGCAAAACCCAAAUGUGUGAAUAGCCCUAAUAUUUGACUAAAAACAAUUAUUUUCCAGGUUUUUACCCCAUGGCAUCAGAGAGAACUUCAUAUCCAGUCAAGAUUGUUUCGAACAAGCAGAGGAGUACCUCACAGUGGAGAGACAGAGAGAUGGCUGUUGAAGGGGACUCUCAACCCCAGGUGUGAUACAUCACCUUUUACAAUUACAGAGACCUGACCUCUUGGAUCAAUUCUGUUAUUGAAAUAUCAGGAGAAUUUACCGCUUUUGUGUGAUUCAUGAGUAUGAAAAGAGUUAGAUAUGGUUUGUGUCCAGAGUAAUAACCUCAGUCUCCUGUUACAGCCUACAGAUGUGGAGCAGAGAGUGGAGACUGAACCCAUACUGAUCAAAGAUGAGGAGACAGCAGAGGACGUGUGGAAGACUGACCCUCAGGAAGAGCUCAGGGUCACUGGAGAGGGUGGGUGCGACCAUAAGGGGUACUGCUCUGUCUGUCUAUGGAAGACUGUGGGGGGUGGGGUGUGGUGGUAUGCACGUUCCAAAUUGCUACAUUGGUGUUGGGUGUUUUAUGUUCUGGCAUAUGGAGCACACGUACACACACAGUCAGUUCUAAAGCAGUCAUGUUUUCCAACUGUUAAGGGUCUUUUGUAAUGUUUAUUUUAUGUUUAUCCCCAAAUCUUUAGAGUCUGGUUCCAAGCCUGGGAAACCACCAUCUUUUGAGCAACGGCACUGUGAUGAGGACUUUAUCACACAACCCAACAUAUCUCCUGAAGACUCAGUGGAACAUUACCCCAAUUCUGAUCGUUCCAGAGGAACCAGGCACUCCCCGCCUCAUGUCUACAGAGGUGUUCAGCACAAAGCAGCACCGGCCAGCCGAGGACAAAGACUCACUAGACCUAGUGAUGGUGAAGGAUGAGAAAGAGGAGGAGCUAGAUCAGACCACAGCCCUGGCACGACCUGACCAGUUUGUUAUGGAUGAGACUGAUGGGCAGCUGUGGACCUCUGUGGAUCCAGGCAGAGACGCUGACCCUGAUGGCCACCCAGAUUUCUCCUUUCAUGCAACAGAAGAGUACUCUCAGAAUAUCUCAAUUUUCCCAUCUCAUAGUGGACUGCCAUCCGUUCCUACUAUGACAAAUGAUGUAGGGCCAUCGCUUCACUCUUCUAUAUGGAAACCACAUGCUAACAUGUUCAGUGUAGCAAAACACAUGACAAGACAUGUCAGGACAUUGGCUGAUGAGACUAGACAACAGAUGCCAGAGGGAGAGAGCAGUGAGAGGCUGAACUCAAAUAAUGAAGGAAAUAGUUCAGCUCUACAGCCAAGGCAGCAUCAAUACGGGGCUUCAGAAUCAACAGUGAGAAUGAGUGAGUGCAUGACAGGGUCAAACAUUGCCACCACCUCCACCUUCUCUGGAUACAGCCUGAGUCGCAGUAGUUUUAACAUGGUGAAGAGAAUGAGGACUCAGUGGAGGUCGGGCGGCCCCACCGAGAGGCGUUUCAGCUGCACCUUCUGUGGGAAGAGCUUCCCACGUUUCUGGCAGCUCAAAGAACACCUCCGGAGUCACACCGGAGAGAAACCGUACACCUGCGAACAGUGUGGGAGGAGUUUCACCAAGCAGUGCAACCUGAUCAGACAUGCUGUGGUCCACAGCGGGGAGAAGCCCUAUGAGUGCACACAGUGUGGGAAAUGCUUCACCCAGCGCUCCAGCAUGAAGUCACAUCAGAGAACUCACAUAGGAGAGAGUCCAGUGUCUCAAUACGUAGCACCCACAUACCCUGGGGAUCCACACACAAGUUUAAUGUUAUCUCAGACCAGAUGGAACAAAUAGGAACAUAAUUGCAUUCUUUUUCGGCAACACUUUCAAUGUGAAAAGUAGCUCAAUCAACACUACUCGCUAUCUUCUUCUACACUCCCCUGUGUAUUUAUUUGGACAGUGAAGCUAAAACUUUUAAUUUGGCUCUAUACUCUAGGAUUUUGGAUUUGAGAUCAAAUGUUUUAUAUGAGGCGACAGUGCAGAAUGUCAUCUUUUAUUUGAGUGUUUUAAUACAUCUGUUUUACCGUUUAGAAAUGAAAGCACUGUAUGUAUCUAGUUCCCGCAUUUGAAGGUGUCAUAAGUAUUUAGACAAUUUCACUUAUAGUGUAUAGAAAUGUCAAACAUUUAGUAUUUGGCCCCAUAUUCUUAGCACGCAAUGACUACAUCAAGCUUGUGACUCUACAAACUUGUUGGAUGCAUUUGCAGUUAGUUUUGGUUGUGUUCUGGAUUAUGUUGUGUCAUUUUGGAGUCACUUAUUGUAAAUAAGAAUAUAAUUUGUUUCUGAACCCUUCUACAUUGUGAACAAUACCAUGACUACGGAUAAUCAUUCAUUCAUCUUGAAUAAUGAUGAGUGAGAAAGUUACAGAAAGAUAAAUAUCAUGCCCCCCCAAAAUGCUAACCUCCCAUGUUAUUGGUAAUGGUGAGAGGUUAGCAUGUUUUGGGGGCAUGAUCUUUGUGCAUCUGUCACUUUCUCACUCAUCAUUAUUCACUAAUUCAUUCAUGAUUAUCUGUAAUCAUGGUAGCAUCCACAUUAAUGUAGAAGUGUUCAUAUUCUAUUCUUAUUUACAAUAAAAGUGACUCCCAAAAUGACACACUACAGUAUUUACCAUUCAUUUCUAUUGGGCACAACAUUAUACGUUACACAACUAAAACAAACUACAAAUGCAUCCAGCAAGUUUGUAGAGUCACGAGCUUGAUGUAGUCAUUGCAUGCUAGGAAUAUGGGACCAAAUACUACACUUUUGACUACAUUUAAUACACUAAGUGAAUUUGCCCAAAUACUUAUGACACCUUCAAAUGGGGGGAGUAUAUACAUGAAGUGCAUUCAUUUCUAAACAGUAAAACAGGUAUGUAUAAAAAUACCCUCAAAGUAAAGAGUGACAUUCAGUACUGUCGCCUCAUAUAAAACAUUUGAUCUCAAAUCCAAAAUACUGGAGUAUAGAGCCAAAUUAAAAAAUGUCACUUCACUGUCCAAAUAAAUACGUAGGGGAGUGUAUGUGCCUUAAAAACCUUGAGAAGAACCUCAAUGUAAAUUAGCUAUAACACAUGUAGUAUACAAUAGUUAUUGGAAAUAUAUAAUGAAAUGAAGUUUAUUUGAAGUUAACAUGAAACUAGCUUAUCGUCCUUGUUCCCAGCUGUGUGUCAGACAAGUUAUAUCCCUUUUCCUUUAAUAAAUAGCAAUCUACAUUUUCAGAAUGGUUUCAUUAGGUUGAUCAUAUAUAAACCAUUAGUUUUUAUGAAUGGUUGAAGAAAGUGUUUUAGUAUUUGACGUUUUACCACAGUGUGUCAUGCAUUAUGCAUCUAUAGCAUUGUAAUGCAUUAAUAACCAUCUGAGCCUUUUCCCCUACAUGUAGCCAAAGCUAUUGAAAAAAACAUGACGUUUUACGAUCUAAAUUCUUUUAGAUCGUAAAACAUCUUCUUUCUUUAAUCAAUAGAUAUGGCUACUCUACAUGUAGCUCUCCGUAGGGUUUUCAGCGGUUAGCUUCGCCCGCGACUGGCUCCUUGUGAACUACAAUCCCGACGCUGUGUUAUAAUGUUUAGAAACGUCAAUAAUCAUCACAUGCUAAAUGGUUUUCAAAACAUAUGGACCUUAUCUUUAAUAUCAGCAGAAUUAAUCUUUCAAAUAAAAAACAUACACAUACUGUAGCAGAUUAUACAGAUCCAUAUACUAUGUGUGCCUCCAGCCGACGAACUACACUUCCGCUACACUUCCUCCCCAGUUACGUUUACACCAAGGUGUUCGGAGCGCGAUAGGUGGCUAAUUAGCACAAGUGGUCACCUCUGUUUUCAGUCUGUCUUCAGUCUGUCAAGCGCUGUAACAUGGAGAUAUGGCCGUGUAGAAACACUAACCCUAACACUAUAGGUGUGUUGUAAUUUAACCUUUUUUUUUUUUGAGAAAAAAAUCUCUGAUAUGGUAGAUACGUUCCUUAUGUUUCCAAAACCGCACUGCAAGCGGUGUGUUAACGUUCAGAACGAGUGUCGGGGGGCUUAACAAAAGUCCCCCAGGAAGAGGAUACUAUUGUCAAUAGGCGCUAAAGGUAGUUAGUUAGCUCUAUGAAUGGGCUACCCUACAGGCAGACUAGAAUAGACCUGGUAUAUAUACUGAACAAAAAUAUGAACACAACAUGUAAAGUGUUAGUCCCAUGUUUCAUGAGCUGAAAUAAAAGAUCCCAGAAAUGUUCCAAACGCACAAAAAGCUUAUUUUCUCAUUUUGUGCACAAAUUUGUUUACAUCCCUGUUAGUGACCAUUUCUCCUUUGCCAAGAUAAUCCAUCCACCUGACAGGUGUGGCAUAUCAAGAAGCUGAUUAAACUGCAUGAUCAUUACACAGGUGCACCUUGUGCUCAGGACAAAAGGCCACUCUAAAAUGUGCAGUUUUGUCACAUAACACAAUGCCACAGAUGUCUCAUGUUUUGAGGGAGCAUGCAAUUGGCAUGCUGACUGCAGGAAUGUCCACCAGAGUUGUUGCCAGAGAAUUUUAUGUUAAUUUCUCUACCGUAAGCCGCCUCCAACGUAGUUUUAAAGAAUUUGGCAGUACGUUCGACCAGCCUCACAACCGCAGACCGAGUGUAACGACGCCAGCCCAGAAAUUCCACAUCCGGCUUCUUCACCUGCGUGAUCGUCUGAGACCAGUCACCCGGACAGCUGAUGAGACUGAGGAGUAUUUGUGCCUGUAAUAAAGCCCUUUUGUGGAGAAAAACUCAUUCUGAUUGGCAGGUCAUGGCUCCCCAGUGGGUGGGCCUGGCUCUCAAGUGGGUGGGCCUAUGCCCUCCCAGGCCCACCCAUGGCUGCGCCCCUGCCCAGUCAUGUGAAAUCUAUAGAUUAGGCCCUAAUGAAUUGAUUUCAAUUGACUGAUUUCCUUAUAUGAGCUGUAACUCAGUAAAGUCGUUGAAAUUGUUGCAUGUUGCGUUUAUAUUAUUGUUCAGUAUAUUUGCCUUGCCAGUGGUAAUUCUACCAAUUUUGAAGGGCUGUUGCAGUCUCAUAUUUACGGUAAUAAAUAUUGACGUCACGAAUUGAACGGAAGUGCGAUUGAAAUUGCGCACGCAUCUCCUACUUCACACAUUGUUGCCAUUUAUCAACAUUACGGAUUGCUUUUGCACGUUAGUUUGUAAAUUGUAGACUAUUGACUUCAAACAGAGAGUACAAAUCUGUCAUUUGGGUUUGACAAGAUGGCCAGCUGCAGUUUUCAGUCGCAGUUGGUAUCCAUUAUGGAGGUAUUAGCUAAAGCAGCUGUAGCAGAAAUAAACAAACGUGUAGAUGAUAGCUGUGCCAUUAUACGUUUGGAAAUGACCCAAAGCCAACGAGAUAUUGAUGUACUGAAAAGGAAGUGUCGAAUGAUGGAGAGCGAGCUGAAGAAGACACAAGGACUAGACAGGAGAAAAGGUAGUAAUUUGAGUGCAUGAACAACUGAAGAAAAUCCCAAAUGUGGGAAUAACCCUAAUAUUUGACUGAAUACAAUUAUUUUCCAGUUUUUUACCCCAUGUCAACAGAGAGAUUGUCAUAUCCAGUCAAGAUUGUUUUGAACAAGGAAAGGAGUAGCUCACAGUGGAGAGGCAGAGAUGACUCUCAGUGCCAGGUGUGAUACAUCACCUUUUACGAUUACAGAAACCAGACCAGUUGGAUCAUUUCUGUUAUUGGAAUAUCAGCAUAAUUUAUCGCUUUUGUGUGAUUCAUGAGUAUGAAAAGCAUUAGACAUGGUGUGUCCAGAGUAAUAACCUCAGUCCCCUGUUACAGCCUACAGAUGUGGAGCAGAGAGUGGAGACUGAACCCAUACUGAUCAAAGAUGAGGAGACAGCAGAGGACGUGUGGAAGACUGACCCUCAGGAAGAGCUCAGGGUCACUGGAGAGGGUGGGUUCAACCAUAAGGGGUACUGCUCUGUCUGUCUAUGGAAGACUGUGUGGGUGUGGUGGUAUGCACGUCCCAAAUUGCUACAUUGGUGUUGGGUGUUUUAUGUUCUGGCAUAUGGAGCACACGUACACACACAGUCAGUUCUAAAGCAGUCAUGUUUUCCAACUGUUAAGGGUCUUUUGUAAUGUUUAUUUUAUGUUUAUCCCCAAAUCUUUAGAGUCUGGUUCCAAGCCUGAGCAACCACUAUCUUUUGAGCAACGGCACUGUAAUGAAGACUUCAUCACACAACCCAACAUAUCUCCUGAAGACUCAGUGAAACGUUACCUCAAUUCUGAUAUUCCAGAGGAACCAGGCACACCCCGGCUCAUGUCUACAGAGAUCUCAGAGGUGUUCAGCACAGAGCAGCACCGGUCAGCCGAGGACAAGGACUCACUAGACCUAGUGAUGGUAAAGGAUGAGAAAGAGGAGGCGCUGGAUCAGACCACAGCCCUGGCAGGACCUGACCAGUUUGUUAUGGAUGAGACUGAUGGGCAGCUGUGGACCUCUGUGGAUCCAGGCAGAGACACUGACCCUGAUGGCCACCCAGAUUUCUCCUUUCAUGCAACAGAAGAGUACUCUCAGAAUAUCUCAAUUUUCCCAUCUCAUAGUGGACUGCCAUCCGUUCCUACUAUGACAGAUGAUGUAGGGCCAUCGCUUCACUCUUCUAUAGUGAAACCACAUGCUAACAUGUUCAGUGCAACAGCACACAUGAAAAGACAUGUCAGGACAUUGGCUGAUGAGACUAGACAACAGAUGCCAGAGGGAGAGAGCAGUGAGAGGCUGAACUCAAAUAAUGAAGGAAAUAGUUCAGCUCUACAGCCAAGGCAGCAUCAAUACGGGGCUUCAGAAUCAACAGUGAGAUUGAGUGAGUGCAUGACAGGGUCAAACAUGGCCUCCACCUUCUCUGGAUACAGCCUGAGUCGCAGUAGUUUUAACAUGGUGAAGAGAAUGAGGACUCAGUGGAGGUCGGGCGGCACCACCGAGAGGCGUUUCAGCUGCACCUUCUGUGAGAAGAGCUUCCCACGUUUCUGGCAGCUCAAAGAACACCUCCGGAGUCACACCGGAGAGAAACCGUACACCUGCGAACAGUGUGGCAGGAGUUUCACCAAGCAGUGCAACUUGAUCCGACAUGCUGUGGUCCACAGCGGGGAGAAGCCAUAUGAGUGCACACAGUGUGGGAAAUGCUUUACCCAGCGUUCCGGUAUGAAGUCACAUCAGAUAACUCACAUAGGAGAGAGUCCAGUGUCUCAGUACGUGGUACCCACAUACCCUGGGGAUCCACACACACGUUUAGUGUAGUCUCAGACCAGAUGGAACAAAUAGUUCAUAAUUACAUAGUUUUUUCUGAAACACUUUUUAUGUGACAAUGUGGUACAGAAUGUUUUUUGAGACAUUUUGACAAGCUUUUCCUCCCAAUUGAUUUGUGAAAUGGUUUUCAUGUUUGAUUGUUAACGGAUCCUCACUUUUAUUUUAAUAACCUAUUUAUUUACAGCUGGUAACAUUGUGUAUUUAUACCACAAAAUCAUAAAAAACAUGUUAUAGUCAAUAAAAUUGAUUUAAUGAAAGAGUCAAUCUGUGCUUUUAGAUCAAUAAUAUAUAGGAUCCAUUUAGUAUGUAUUGUCUAGUUAGUGUUUGACUAUCUGGGAUGUCACUUCUUGCCACAAGGGACAGUCAUAUCAGGUCAGGUUAAGAACUCAAUUCAACUUGAUUUUCCAAGUUAGAUUUAGAAGUUACUCUGCUGCCUUAAAAUAUUAAGUUACUGUAUAUCUUCUCAAAACUAGGCAAUAAAAUAUUUGUUUCAGUGUUAUAGACUAUACAUGUUUAUACUUUACAUUUUGCGUUGUCUAAACUGACCGCUGGUACCGUAUAAAACUGGUCAUCUGAAUCAAAGAUCAUUAGUUAAGAGAAAUAGAUUGAUAUGAUUGGUAGUUUGAAGGAUGUACUGGUUCAUUGAUUUGCCAAUCAACAGAGGCGGAGGUAA
Molecule: messenger RNA, 18826 nt
Organism: Coregonus sp. 'balchen'
Lineage: Eukaryota; Metazoa; Chordata; Actinopteri; Salmoniformes; Salmonidae
Source: the annotation of a GenBank genome assembly